Molecule: messenger RNA, 3156 nt
Organism: Manihot esculenta (cassava)
Lineage: Eukaryota; Viridiplantae; Streptophyta; Magnoliopsida; Malpighiales; Euphorbiaceae
Product: serine protease SPPA, chloroplastic
Exons: 13
Coding region: 81-2153 (690 amino acids)
Biological process (GO): proteolysis
Molecular function (GO): peptidase activity
Source: RefSeq, a predicted model, not a curated record
UUGCUUGCUGUAUUGCAGCUUCACACUCUACUCGCCCAUUAAUCUCCUCUCUCUCGAUCGAUCUCUCUCUCGACUCAACAAUGUCGAAGCUACUGCUAAUCCACUCUCCUCACUUCACUCCAGUCUAUCGCCGAACAAUCACUUCCGUCCUCUCAAAAUCUCAUCUCUGCCUCUCUUCUACUCCCCUUCCUCUUCAUUCCACCUCUUGCCUUCUUCAUCCUCUUACUCAUCCGUCUCUUUUCCGUCCCUUUCCUUCUUUAAUUCUUUCCAGAAAUUUAUCUGUUCGGGCUUUCGAUUCCUCUUCCGAUACUAAAACUCAGAAGCAGGAGGAGACAUCAGACGAGAAAGUUUCUCAAUCUGAAAAUGGAUCCAUUAAGAAUUCUCAAGAUGAUUAUCCUACUGGAGAUUUUGAGUUUAAAGAAAUUGGAGCUUGGAAUCGUUUUCUUGUCAAGCUUCGGAUGCUGAUUGCUUUCCCUUGGGAACGCGUUCGCAAGGGCAGUGUCUUGACUAUGAAAUUGCGCGGCCAGAUAUCUGAUCAGCUAAAGAGCCGUUUCUCUUCAGGGCUAUCUUUACCUCAAAUUUGUGAAAAUUUCAUAAAAGCUGCAUAUGAUCCUCGUAUUUCUGGUAUUUAUCUCCACAUAGAGCCUUUGAAUUGUGGAUGGGGUAAGGUUGAAGAGAUUCAGAGACACAUAUUGAAUUUCAAGCAAUCAGGUAAAUUUAUUGUUUGCUAUAUCCCUGCUUGUAGAGAGAAAGAGUAUUAUCUUGCUUGUGCCUGCGAUGAGAUAUAUGUCCCUCCAAGCGCUUAUUUUUCUUUGUAUGGAUUGACAGUCGAAGCAUCUUUCCUUGGAGGAGUUUUGGAGAAAGUAGGAAUUGAACCAGAAGUGCAAAGGAUUGGUAAAUAUAAAAGUGCUGGGGAUCAGCUUACACGGAAAUCUAUGUCCGAAGCAAAUUGUGAGAUGCUGACAACAUUGCUUGAUAACAUCUAUGGGAAUUGGCUGGAUAAGAUUUCUUCUACAAAAGGAAAAAAAAGAGAAGAACUUGAAAACUUCAUCAAUGAAGGAGUCUACGAAGUAGAAAGGCUGAAAGAAGAAGGUUUGAUAACAAAUAUACACUAUGAUGAUGAGGUAAUCUCAAUGUUGAAAGAGAAACUUGGAAUAGAAAAGGAUAAAAUUCUUCCUGUGGUCGACUACGGCAAAUAUUCACGAGUAAGGAAUUGGACACUUGGUUUAACUGGUGGUGCUGACCAAAUUGCUGUGAUCAGAGCCUCUGGGAGCAUAAGUCGUGUACGGAGUCCGCUAAGUUUACCGAGUUCUGGUAUCAUUGGGGAGCAGUUCAUUGAGAAGAUUCGACAAGUAAGAGAGUCAAAAAGAUAUAAAGCUGUUGUUAUUCGGAUUGAUAGCCCUGGAGGUGAUGCCCUUGCUUCUGAUUUAAUGUGGAGGGAAAUCCGGCUUUUGGCUGAAAAAAAACCUGUGGUCGCAUCUAUGUCUGAUGUAGCUGCAAGUGGGGGAUAUUAUAUGGCAAUGGCGACGGGGACUAUUGUUGCAGAAAAUUUAACCUUGACUGGCUCUAUUGGAGUUGUUACAGGUAAGUUUAACCUUGGGAAACUAUAUGAAAAGAUUGGCUUCAACAAGGAAAUUAUAUCAAGAGGUAAAUAUGCCGAGCUACUUGCAGCUGAACAACGACCUUUGAGACCAGAUGAAGCAGAACUUUUUGCUAGGUCAGCUCAGAAUGCAUACAAGCAAUUUCGAGACAAGGCAGCAUUUUCGAGAUCAAUGGCUGUGGAUAAGAUGGAAGAGGUUGCACAAGGUAGAGUCUGGACCGGUAAAGAUGCAGCUUCACGAGGUCUAGUUGAUGCUACUGGUGGGCUUACUCGAGCUAUUGCCAUUGCAAAACAGAAGGCCAACAUUCCCCAAGACAAACAGGUAACCCUGGUUGAGCUGUCAAGACCCUCUCCUACACUGCCAGAGAUUUUAAGCGGCAUAGGGAGUUCAAUAGCAGGAGUAGACAGAACAUUGAAAGAACUGCUGCAAGACUUGUCAUUUUCAGAUGGAGUUCAAGCCCGGAUGGAUGGAAUCAUGUUCCAGAGCUUGGAGGGAAGUUCAUAUGCCAAUCCCAUUUUAAGUUUGAUAAAAGAUAUCCUCAGUUCCCUCUGACCUUAAAUCCUGACCUUAUUUAUCUUAACCUUUUUCCCCCAUUGGUUAAAUAUAUUUGGGGUUGAUUAUUUUAAUAAUCAUAAUGCCAUGGUGAUAGGGGGAUCAAUAGAUAUCCUAAUUAUAAGGGAUGGAGCCUGCCCACACCAAUCCGAAAAAGAUUGGUAGAUGUGGUCUAGUCUGAAUGUUGUUCGGCAAUAAGUUUGGAGUCACCCCUAUACUCUUCACCAAGGAUCAAAUAAGUCCGUUUUAACUUUGUUGGCCAAAUAAAUCUCACAACUUUGCCAAUUGGGUCCUAUCAUAUUAAAAUACUAUUUUUUUUAAAUUAUAGAAAUUAUAUUUUAUUAUUAAAAAGUUAACAUUUUAACAUGAUAGGACCUAUUCAAUCUUUAAUGUAAAGUUAUGACUUAUUUGGCUAAAAAAAUUAAAAUUGAUUUAUUUGGUUCUUAGUAAAAAGUAUAGUGGUGGAUUUGGAUUUGGUUCCAAUUUUGUCCCUUUUGCAACUGAAGCAGUAUGAGAACAUCCACAUUAUAGGGGAAAAUUUUUAGAAAGAAAGAUUACAGCAGAUUAGAUCUUCUUGUGUAUGAUUUUGGGAAGAGCUACUGGUGCACAUGAAUCCUUUUUCCUUUUUCUCUAUUUUUUGUUUUCUUGGACUAGAGUUCGUAUCCUGAGUCCAGAUAUGUCUAUAUUGCUGCUAAGGCGGAGCUCAACAGAUGAUUAAGUGGUGUUGUUGAUACUAAAUUAUUAGCAGCUUACGCCUUUCUACAUGUUUGACUAUGACAUUACUGAAUCAUCUCAAAGCCGUGGCUGUAAACGCAAGAAAUGGGUAGACGUUGUCCAAUAUUUGUAAAUGACCAAGGAAAAUUUUCUGUUUGCGCAGAGAAAUGUGUGAAUUAUCUGCACAUGCUCUGAAAAUAUUCUCAUACUUGCUUUUGAUUAGUUAAAUCCUAAUCCUUAUGAAUGUUAAUAAUGAGAUUACAGGUGCAGAAACUAUCACUUCAAUCUA